GUUGAACAUAUAGAGCAUCGGUCGGAACUUGAUCGUUGUCAGUGGGAAUGUAGACCUCGUUGGGUACUUUUCCGAAGGCUUGGCGAUAUUACGAUACGAUCCGUAAGGGUGUAGUCUCUCUUAAGAAAUCCCUCGAGCCGAUAGAGCGAGUUAAUUUUCGAGCGACCGGUCGGGAAACGUUCAUGAGGCCCGUUAUCAGCUAGAGACAGGAAACUAAAUUAAAACUGAAACGUUCAACGUCCAGUGGACGUCCAAUUAAAUUGGUAUGCGCUUUCACAAUCAAGGAGAGAAGUUCAUUUUGGUCGAUUAGAGAGAACCGGAAGGGAGAUGCCGUGGUCGUUUUUCAUACGCGACGAGUUUAUACCUUUAUGUUUCGAUGAAAAGGAAGGAAUCGAAACGAGGAAAACGAAGGGAACACACGCGAGAAAUACGGGUUUUAAAGCGCGGUCGUUCACCAGGCUCAAUCGAGUCGCGAACGUCGUCCGAGGAGAAGCGUGUUUCCAUUUUCGAAUGGCGGAGAAUGAGACGAGGUCGGGGAUGGUCGGCCAGCAGCUCAGGCAGCUCACGUUCGGAUGGACCGAUUACACACUUUUCAGCGGCCUGCUGGGCGUCAGCGUUCUGAUAGGGAUCUAUUUCGGUUGUUUCGGCAAGAAGCAAGAUAACACCACCGAAUAUUUGCUCGGAGGGAAGACGAUGACUUGUUUCCCGGUUAGCAUGAGUCUAAUUGCAAGUCACAUAUCGGCGGUGUCUUUGCUCGCCAUACCCGUCGAGGUCUAUCAAUACGGGACGCAAUACGCCGCCUGUAUUUUUACAUCGGUAAUAUCGUGCGGCCUCGUUGCCAUUAUCUACGUGCCGGUGUUUUACAAUCUCCAGUUGACCAGCACGUUCGAAUAUUUGGAGAUGAGAUUCACCAGGCCGGUCCGCACCUUCGCCUCGUUUCUCUACUCCCUCUCGCUGAUUAUUUACGUACCCUUGAUCAUCUACGUACCCUCGUUGGCGUUCUCUCAGGCGACAGCGAUCAAUCUGCACUUGGUCACACCGGUUAUCUGCAUCGUGUGCAUAUUCUACACGACGAUCGGUGGUCUGAAAGCUGUUGUAUGGGCUGACACCAUUCAAAUGACCGUAACCCUAGGCAGCCUCUUCGCCGUGCUAAUUUUAGGGAUCAUAUCCGUCGGAGGUGUGGCCGAAAUCUGGAGACUGUCGGAAGAGGGGCACAGAAUCGUCUUUUGGAACAUGAACCCGAGCCUGUUCGCGAGGAACUCGUUGUUGGGCAUGUCGGUGGGCAUGACUCUUACUUGGGUAGCGGGUCUCGGUAUCAGUCAAGUGUCCAUGCAGCGGUUCCUGUCGGUGCCAAACCUUAGGGAGGCUCACAAGGCACUCGGAUUUCUAGCAAUAUGCAUGACAGUGGUCAAAUGGAUCUCCGUGUUCACGGGCCUGAUAAUGUACGCCAGGUACCACAAGUGCGACCCCAUAAGCACCCACGUAAUCACGAGAAGCGACCAAUUACUGCCGUAUUAUGUGUUGGACGUAGCCGCGGAUAUUCCAGGACUUCCCGGCCUCUUUCUUGCCGGCCUCGUCAGUGCCGGCCUUUCCACGAUGAGCGCCAAUUUGAACACAGUAGCCGGAACAAUUUACGAGGAUUUCAUCGAUCCCUGGCUGCCGGAUAGCGACAAGAAGGAGGCCAGAGCCGCGAUGAUCAUGAAGUGCAUCGUGGUCGUCGUAGGUUUGAUCUGCGUGGCGGCUGUGUUCGCCGUGGACCGUUUAGCCGACAUUUUCCAAGUCUCUUUGACCCUGCACGGUGUCACGGCCGGCGCGAUGGUCGGCAUCUUCACGCUGGGAAUGCUGGUGCCGUGGGCAACGUCGAAGGGCGCGAUCGCCGGCGGAUUGCUCUCCAUUCUGAUCAUGGUUUGGAUCAUCGUCGGUGCCCAGGUGAACGUGGCCCAGAAACGACUGUACUAUCCACCGCUUCCGACCUCCACCGACCAAUGUAUCGGCGAUUGGUUCAAUCAAACUACUAGUCAUUCGAUUCACACCCCGCCGACUACCGAUCCGGACGACCAGCCUUUCAUUCUGUUCACCAUAUCGUUCAUGUACUACACUCUGAUCGGUUUCAUGAUAGUGAUGGUCGUGGGCACCGCGGUCAGCUUCCUGUGCGGUCCUUCCGACUUGAGGGAGGUCAACAGGAAUCAUUUCCCUCCGAUCGUCCAAAGAUUUUUGCCGCCGAGGAAGUACAUGGAGGUGCCGUUGCACGCGAUACCGACCGCUCUGAUCACGAAUCCGGAGAAAGAGAAGGUGAACGCGUGAAAACAAAGCGAACCGUUCCUGUAAAUAUCGCCGGUACUGGCGUUAAGAACAAAUUCAGGAGCGAUAAGUAUCUAUUAAGUAUUGGUACGCGCACAAGGGUGGGACAGGACGGUCCCGUGGUCCCGUUCGUCCCGAGAAAGCUGGCCCAUAUAACCGAUCCAUCGGUCUGUCCCGGGUUGAAAGCAGCUAUUAGGCCCUCGAUGAGGGUGUCAAAUUGACUAGAUUAUAUAUCUGAGGGACGCAUCUCGAUACAAACAACUCUUCUAAACAUCCGAAGGAACGAUGCCUAUCGGAUUAGGGCGAAUGUAAAUGGGGAAGGGUGUGCGCUUUUUUGUCGAGUCAUUCGUCGAGUCGAACGAGAGAAAAUCCGCGAAAGAUCGAUCCGAUCGGUGAUGUACGAGCGUCGCGACCGGCUGCACACGUGUGUCCACGUACGCGCGUUGCCUCUGUUCGUUAAAAACUUAAAAGAGACACGGGUCAAUUGGAGCAGGCCGCGCGCGCGCGCGCGCGCAAUCCUCGGCCACCGCGAGCGCAAUUUAUUUCCACGGCGAUUUCAUCGAGCUGCUCCGAAGUACGUUUUCAAUCGGGCACAAAGUUGUUCCGGGGUCGUUAUAAAAAUUUCACGGUUCUAUAAACGGCGACUCGAGAUCGCGAUACUGUACGGGACCGGGAAGCGACGUCGGAUUUAUCGUCGAUACAAGCUCGCCCGUUCGUCGGUUACAAUGGAAAAGACAUUGGUACCGUGACGAAAAAUCGAUCCCGGAGUUAUGCUAUUAUACGUCGCGCACACAGUGGCGGCCGUAUACUUAAGGAUACUGUUUAAUUCGAUUUCAUGGGCUACAUAUUCCGAGGAAUAGAAGCUGUUCGAGAAUAUACGUUUUACGUAUCGUGCGUCUGGAGUUUAUAUUAACGUCGAGUGCCGCGUAAUUUUUUAACCGGGUUUCGAAAUUCAUUCUUAUUGUAACACAUUGGAUCACAAUGGAUCAUCGGAACACAAAAGAGCUAAUCUAAUAUUUUCCAUGGCAGAUUCGAACUUUUUACUUUCGCUUUCAUUGUCGAACGACUUCGACCAUUGUUCCGGCCAUUUUUGGAGCUGAUAUUCGGCAUCUGACGCGUUAAAAUAUAUCAGAAGACAAUGACA
Messenger RNA from Megalopta genalis, 3445 nucleotides. The record is from RefSeq and is a predicted model, not a curated record. Lineage: Eukaryota; Metazoa; Arthropoda; Insecta; Hymenoptera; Halictidae.